CUAAGGAUUUGAUUUGUGACGCUAAUUGCAAACGGAAGGGGAAUUCCUCGAUGACUUUACCACAAACUAAUGCAAACUUUUUAACGCACACACACCCUGCAUGAGUUUGCUGGCGAAAUGGAAAGAAUUGUGCAAUCACAAAGGCGUCAUUAUAGCGCAGUAAGGGCAAUACUGAUGCGCUUGAAGCCGCUCGGCGCCAUGUUGACUACUGGCAGCCGGCUAGCCGGUUGAGAGGCUCGAUAAGAAUUGACAUAACUUUUAAGGUGAGCGCUUAUCCUUCAGAAAUCGAGGUUUUAUUUAUAAAUUUUUGACUCAGACGUUGACUCUCACUUUGCAUAAGUCUUGUAAGGAUUUUCUAAAUUCACCUGUUUGAUGGUUUAGUGUCGGCCGACUUCACUGACCUAGAGUUGUUUUGUGUUAGCAUGCUAGUUAGCCUGCUGUGAUUCAGCCACUGACUUACAUGCUAAAGAAAAUCCUGACGGCCAAAACAAGUCAAUUUUACGUGUUUCACACUGAAAGAGGGGAAACCAAGAAGAACGUGUAUGUCAUAGUGUGUCUUUAAAUGUCCUGUGAACAUAGUUAAGUUAGCUAACCAGCAACAGAGAAACUAAAGUUUGGCAGGAGUGGAAGUAGUGGCAAAGCUAGAGACAAACAGAUGACCUUUGGGGGUUUGUGGAAGCAUUUCCCUCAUUAGAAUUAAAUGCUGUUGUUUUUGCAUCAAAGGGACACUUUAAAGGACUGUUAAAGUAUAUGAGAUGUGGAUUUCAGUGAAGCUAAGAGCCACACAAGACCUCAUCCUCACCUCCUGCUCUACAGGCAGCUACAGGUGGAGUCUGAGGUUCAACAUUAACCACUGAAUCAAUCAACUUAUACUUAAUAGAUCAUUCACAUUGGUAACAUGUCAAUUUAUGGAGGUAAACAAAAGAGCUUGUCUGAUAGUUUCACAACCUUAAAGUCCAGUUCGGUGAUGUUUUUGAUAAACUUAAUCAGCACUACACCUCAAUACCAAGUGAUAGAUGGAGGUGAGACAUUUAAGGGUUCAUGCCUGUAGAUUCGAUCACCAUAGUCCAAGUUGUUAAUGCUGUUUUUUUUUUUCUUUACAGGAUGUUUAGAGGCCCUCAGCUCCUGACUUGGUCUUGCCCCAUAAGACCAUUGUUGGGAUUGAGAGAAUCCCACCUCUCUGCCUUGUCUGAAUACACUGACGCUGCUACAGAUUUCAGUGAAAAGAGAUGUAUCUGUGAAAGCCAGAGGAGGUCAUCAUUGUCCGCAGAGACUUUAUCCCCUCCAGCACAGCUGUAUUUAUGUAGCCUGGACUGGGAAAAACACCAGCUGAAAAAAGCCUCAUUUCAAAACCUCAUAUCAAAAGCCAUUUUAUCAAGCCCACAUCAGAGCAUAGCCUCUGUUAGAUCAAAGUCUGAUUCUUGGAAAUGCACUUUUAUUGGAGAUUUAGGUCAAAAUAUCAAACCUGUGAGUGUCAACACAACGCAGCUCCAACCUGUGAGGAGGCUUUUGGACACUUACCAACCUUCACUUCAUAUAACCAGUAAGACUUUGCGCAAAUAUCCUCACAGCAGUUUAUAUGGCAUGCAAUUCUCAGUUAGACCCUUUAGCUCAUGGAAACGUACAGCAUGGACUUUUAUCCACUCUCACAAUGGACCAUACCCCUCCAGCUUCAGUUUUGACCAAAACAGAGCUCUUCACCAGGCUGCUCCUCACACCAUCAAUGGCUGGAAACAUUGUCUUUCCCUGGAAAAUGAGCAAAGGUGUCGACAGCGCCUGGGGUUUAAUUUGAAGCUUUAUGAGGCAGACAAGAUAGACAAAGGGCAGAGUCAGGGAAAGAACCAGGUGAGAUGGGCUUCAGUCCUGGUCUGCCUCUGCUCUGUUGAAGGGGAGCCUUCGUUUCUCUUCACUCUGCGCUCCAGCAUGCUGAAGGGCAGGCACAAAGGAGACGUCAGGUUAGUGUUGCAGCAGGUUAGCAAUGCAGCAGGGUAGAAAAUAGAUUGAACUGUUGUGUUUGUGAUUUCAUUUCCAAUCAUCUGUAGCUUUGCAGGAGGAAAGAGGGACCCGUCAGACAAAGAUGUGGUGGCCACAGCGCUGAGGGAAGCCAGGGAGGAGCUGGGUGUUAAUGUGCCAAUGGAGAGAGUGUGGGGUGUCCUGAAGCCUCUCAGAGACAAGGUGAGUGAAUGCUAUUUAAAUUUUUAAUUUUCAAAACCUAAUACCCACUUCACUCAUGUACUGCUCUGCUUUAAAGGAGACCGAUUAGACUCAUUUUCAUCUUUUAUUCUGUCAGUCAGGGACACCUUUGAAUUAUUUAUUUCUAAGAAAUCAAGUAUCUCAUUUAAUUUUUAGACUAAAGCUGUGUCUAUUUGGUCUCUCUUACUAGACAGGGUUGUUGAUCGCUCCUGUGCUGGCGAACCUUGGCCCUUUAGAGGAGGUGUCCUUUGAGCCAAAUCCUGGAGAGGUAAUAUGAUCCAUUUCUAUUUUUGUCACCUUUUAAAUGUCUCAGUUUUGUGUUCAGACAUUGUUGACUGUGUACAUUUUCCCAGAGUAAAAUUUAAAAUAUUUAUAUUUUAUUUCUAUUUAUUUAUUUAUUUAGCACAGAUUAAAAACAGUACAAGGAGGGAAUGAAGCCGAUAGGCUUAUACAGAGUUCCACUGCCAUCAGGGCAGUGAAGGCAUAGGUGGAAACAACAAAGUAAUUUGGACGUAGACGGGUUUUAAAUAUACAAUGAGUAGGGAAAGGUCAAAACAUAUACAAAUGUUCAUAAAUAGAACAUAGACUAAUCACCAACCAGAGAUAGAGACAAUAUAAGUACACAUAAAAAGGAAAGAAACAUGAAAAUAACAGAUAAUGAUGUGUUUUAAGACAUGAUUAGAUGAGAUUUCAAUGAUAUUUUAAAGGAUUUGAAGGAUAAUAUUGAUUUUAGAGAUACAUCCAGAUCAAAAUUAAAAUAUGUGGGGCUUCCUGUGGAUGAUCUCCUGGCUAAAUGAUGAGAUCAGGUCAUCUUAUGUCAAUAAAUAAAUGAUCUGUCUUAUUUAACUCUAACAAAAUAAAACAAAUUUAUCCUCAAAGGAAAGUAAGCAAUCAAAAACAUCCUGAUUGUUUUCCUUCUAGAUUGGAAGUUCUCACUUGUCCCUUCUUUGUUUCUCUCUCAGGUGGAGGAGAUUUUCACUGUGUCCCUGCCCCAUCUGUGCAACCCAAAGAACCGUGGCUACACACACUUUCGCACAGGUGACAAGUACGGAUACACUCUCCCAGUGUUUCGGAAUGGGAAGCACCGAGUUUGGGGUCUGACAGCCGUGGCUUUAGACCAGACCCUGAAAUUAGUUGUACCUCCUUAGCAGCCUAUUCAGGGCUACUUUACAGUCUGAAGUUCACUGACAGUACCAAAGCACACCCUGCCAAUCAUGUGAUCUAAAAAUCUGAUUAUGAAAAUGUGAAAUCAAGCUUUGUGUAGCAAAAUCACAUCAGGUAUUACUGUAUUUCAAAAUAUAGUCAUCCAUUUAUUUAUUAAUGAGGGUAAACACUCAAACUCCGUUCACAAUCACAGUCGAGAGAUAUUUUUUUUCCACCUCCACACUCUGAAUUUUAGUUAAUGGUGUGGGGGGAAAGGUUGUUGGCUGAUGUUACUGAUACAGAGCAAGGCUGGAACUUUUUCGGAAUGUUACAAGUUACAACCAAAACAUGGACUCUGUAAAAUGUUGAUAAAAACAUAUUUUGAUUAUAAGCCUAUCAAAGCCUAUUUUUUAAAUUUGAAAGUAGUGCAAAGACAGCAUGUCAGGAGUUGAAACAAAAAACAUCUAUAAGUUUAAUGCUAGCAUCACAUUUCGAAUAAAGCCGUUCUGCAUGAAAAACAGACAUGACUCUGUAGUGGAAAUCACUGCAUGGGCUCAGAAUUUAGUCUGUUGUCUCUGUACUUCUUUAUAUGAAAUACAGGCUUUGUAAACCCUCAGAUUCAGUUUUUAUCAAUGUCUUAUACAGCAUUUCAGCUCUUAGAGAACUGUGGUAUAAAAUUUUUGAUCAGUGCUGAAUUUUUACAGUAUUUUCAGUACAACUGGCUGCUUAAAUUUUAAGUUCUUAUAAGUCUGUCUUAUGGACCACUGAGAAACACAAAAGUUUAACCACUUCAUCACUGACAAAGCUUAACUAAAGUUUGACCUCAACUCAGAAGCACCCCUACAAAAGGUCAUGGUUUCCAGCCCUAUUCAUCCAACUCUCCUUCUUUCACUACGGAUCAAAUAUGGACUGUUCUCUGGGAAACAGAAACUUAAAGCACAUCGUGUGGUGUGUUGAUGAACAAUGCAAUAAAUAAUGUUUUAAUUUGUGUACUCUAUAUUGUUUAUUCUUUUGUAAGAGGUGAGAGCUGUUUUUACAAGAUUAAAUCACAGUAAUAAAUAUAAUUUACAACCA
This is a messenger RNA of Xyrichtys novacula (pearly razorfish), 4410 nucleotides long. The record is from the annotation of a GenBank genome assembly. Lineage: Eukaryota; Metazoa; Chordata; Actinopteri; Labriformes; Labridae.